ACGGCACGCCAUCUUUUUUUCCUCACAAACAUUUUUUUCUCGUCCUGCUUUGUGGGUGUGUUCUUUGGAAAACCAAGGAAAAAUCGCACGGAAUACCAUCAAAACAAAGGGAAAAAUCCUCUUAAAACCAGCUCAGUGGUAUACCGAAUACCACAAAUCAGUUACAGAGCCGAAGGAGCAGCAGCUCCAGCCACAUACAUAUUCAUACAUAAUGCCACGCUACCGCGAAUGGGAUUUGGCCUGCAAAGUGUACGUGGGCAAUCUGGGAUCCUCGGCCUCCAAAUACGAGAUCGAGAACGCCUUCAGCAAAUACGGACCCUUGCGCAACGUCUGGGUGGCCCGCAAUCCGCCCGGUUUCGCCUUCGUCGAGUUCGAGGAUCGUCGCGACGCUGAGGAUGCGACCCGUGGCCUGGACGGCACCCGCUGCUGUGGCACCCGCAUCCGUGUUGAGAUGUCUUCUGGUCGUUCACGGGAGGGUCGCGGCGGCGGCGGAGGAGGUGGCGGCGGCGGUGGAGGAGGCGGUUCCGGUGGCGGGGGCCGCGGUGGUGGCAGUGGCGCCCGUGCUGGAGGCGGUGGAAGAGCUGGCGAUGGCGGCGGUCGUUAUAGGAUAAAGUCUUCUUCUUCUACUACAACAAGCACAACAAGAACUACUACAACAACAACAUCAAUAAUAAUAAUAAUAAUAAUUAAAAGAACAACAAAGAAAAAAGAAAAAACAACAACAGCUACUACUACUAGAACUUCUACUACUCCUCUUCCUUCAACAACAACAACAACUACAACCAAAAGAACAACAACUACAGCUACUACAAGAACAACUAGUACAACAGCAGAACCUGCUCCUCCUAUUACACACAUUUCACCACCACCACCUCCAACAACAACAACUACUACAACAACAACAAAAACAACAGCCACCACACCACCACCAUGCAAUAACAAUUUGUUGUGCGGCCCUAACCAGAAAUUCAACAAAUUCGAUAUAUUCCGCUGACCACAAAACCAAGAACCACAAACAAACCGAACGACCGCAACACUCCACCCCUCCACCACCUGUUCAGCUCGACCCAGGCAAAAAAAAAACAAUGAACAGAAAAAAAAUGAAUCAUCAGCAACGUCUCCGGCUCCGCAGCUUCAAGAAUAAUGCACCCAAAACCAGACCGAACCACUCACAAUCACCUAACCAUACAUUCCACUCUGGGGCACACGACUAGCUCUGUAGAACCAUAGAAAAGAAAGCAAUUUAUAUCGGUUUUAUGAACAAGAAUAAUCAUCAAUCUAUGCAUAUUUUCUAAAGAAAUUAGCUGUCAAAAGUUUGGUCUUUUUUCUUUGCAAUAAGAGAAUAUUGCAUUGGAAUAAAAAUAGGAUUUAGCAAACGAGGAUGGUCGUUUGCCCCAGAGUGCAUUCCACAUUUCCACAUCAUUUAUAGUCUGUUAGUUGGCAACAUCUUCAGGCUACACAACAGACACUCACAAA
Molecule: messenger RNA, 1476 nt
Organism: Drosophila santomea
Lineage: Eukaryota; Metazoa; Arthropoda; Insecta; Diptera; Drosophilidae
Gene: Rbp1-like
Product: RNA-binding protein 1
Exons: 2
Coding region: 212-994 (260 amino acids)
Biological process (GO): mRNA splicing, via spliceosome
Cellular component (GO): nuclear speck
Molecular function (GO): RNA binding
Source: RefSeq, a predicted model, not a curated record